Molecule: messenger RNA, 3431 nt
Organism: Calliphora vicina (urban bluebottle blowfly)
Lineage: Eukaryota; Metazoa; Arthropoda; Insecta; Diptera; Calliphoridae
Gene: repo
Product: reversed polarity
Exons: 2
Coding region: 733-2796 (687 amino acids)
Biological process (GO): regulation of transcription by RNA polymerase II
Molecular function (GO): RNA polymerase II transcription regulatory region sequence-specific DNA binding; DNA-binding transcription factor activity, RNA polymerase II-specific
Source: RefSeq, a predicted model, not a curated record
CAUCUCUUUCUCGUGCAGUGUUAAAGCAAAAGUACACAGAUAUGAUUCGUGGUUGUUAAACAGCAAGAACACACAACAACAACAUAACGGUUUCUGUAUAAACACAGUGGGUAAGCCGCCAUUACUGUAUUCUGAUUGGUGGAAAUAAAUUGGAAAACACAAACGAGCUAAAUUGGGUAUAAAAAGACAAUCAUCACCGUUUGCGGAUUCAAUUAAGGGCCUCGUGUUCAACGUAGAACAACGUCGCACACGUAUUGUUGUUAACUUUGAAAUAAUAAUAAAAACAGAAAGAAAAAAAACUAAUAAAAAAUACAAGUGUUUUUGCAAACUAAAAAAAAACAGAUUUUUUCUAUUUGAAAAAAAAACUUAAAUCAUUUACAGGAAUUCUGUAAAGAAAUAUAUAAAACAAACUAAAUAUAGUAGAGGAUUUUAGUAAUUGUGAAAAAUUUAUUUGCGUUUGAAUUUAAUGCAAUUAAUUAAUUUACAUAAACACAUACAACUUGUGCGCCAAUAUCAUCAAUUUAAUUAAUUGAAUUUGAUUUAAUUUUUACGCGCGCUACCAUUGAUUAAACAGUAUGAACGGAUUAAGUUACAAAACGAAAAACAUUUAAAUUAAACCAAAACAAUUAAGUUGAAUAAACGUGUGAAAUUUUUAAUUAAGUUUUGUGAACACAAAUAAAGAAACAUUUUAAAUAGUUCCUAUUUUGAUAAAACAAAUAAAAUAUAUAUGACAUGGAGCAUUCAGCAUUUGAAGAUGGAAUAUUUAGUGAUUUUGCAGGACCUUUAAGUCCUUUAGAUGGUAAACCCUUGACACCCACCUCCGCAGCCAUGACUACGGUAGCCCAUGGCAUGCACUCGGUAAUGCUAAGUUUACCUCCAGGAGCUACUGUUAUGCAUCAGAGCAAUAAUUCAGACUUGUGUUCGCAACGUUUGCCUGACUGUCAAACUUUACUGGCGGCCGGUUCACCCAAAAUGGAUCCUUAUAAAUCCUCUACACCCGAUUAUGAAUCUAAAAUGGAAUAUGUGACAAAAAUGGGUUGCUAUUCGCCCACACAAAAAUAUGAAUAUCUAACGAAUGGCAGUGCUCAAAAGUUGGAACAUCAUCAGCAAUAUUCUCCACCGCCACCAACCAGCAAUGGUUUACAGCAACAUCAUCAUAAACUACAAAUGCCUAGCCAUCAUCAUCACCACCACCAGCAACAGCAUCAUCACCAACAUCAUUCACCCAGUGCCAUGUUAAGUGAUUACCAUCAUCAUGCCCUGCACAGCACAAGCAAAUUGGAAUAUGAUCCCCAUCAUCAUCAGCAACAGCAGCAGCAACAUAUUGCCCACAUCUAUGGUAGUCCACAUCAUAACUCACAUCAAUGCCACGAACUCAUUAACACCAAUGGUUCCAAUGAGCAACAUAAUAUGACGUUAACCUCCAAUGGCUUAAUCAGCAAUAACUCAAGCAAUGGCAAUACCGACGGGGGACUUUUGCAACCCUCCUUAGGAGCCGGCGGUGUUGGCGGUCCUUCAGUCAUUUCUACAGCCAAUUCAAAUACCAAUAGUUUGUCUUCGUCCUCAUCAUCAUCUAAUAAUAAUCUUAACCCAUCACCCACUGGCGGUGGCGGUCUAACGAAUGGCAUGAAACUUAAUAAUAAAGGUAAACACGAUGAUAUUUGUUCGCCCACCCAUGCCGAUGUCAACAACACAAAUGGAGCCAACUCGGUGGGUAGUAAUGCUGCAUUAUCGAACAAUAAUAAUAACAAUAACAACAAUAAUAAUACGCCACCAGCUGUCAAGAAAAAUGAUAAAAAGAAGGGUGAUCCAAAUGGCAUUAAAAAGAAAAAGACAAGAACUACAUUUACUGCCUACCAAUUGGAAGAGCUAGAACGUGCUUUCGAAAGAGCCCCCUAUCCCGAUGUAUUUGCCCGCGAAGAAUUAGCCAUCAAAUUGAAUUUAAGUGAGUCAAGAGUACAAGUCUGGUUUCAAAAUCGUCGCGCCAAAUGGCGCAAACAUGAGCCGCCACGUAAAACCGGCUACAUUAAGACAAGUACACCGCCCAAUUCUGCUUUGAAUACAACAUUGGCGGCACCCUUUGCCGCAUUUCCACAAACAACGACUGUCACGCCGCCCGGCAGCAUGGAUAGCUGGACCAGUUAUCAGCCACCAUACGAAUUAAGUCCACAAUUUAGUCUAUUAUCGCCGGCAGCUAGUCCCUAUGGCACAUACACCAGCCAAUACGGCACUUAUGUGCAUGAAUCACAAAUCUUUCCAAUGCGUCACUUUGAAUAUGGAUCACCAACACGUGUGGAAAUGACUUCAACUGGGGCUGCAGAAGAUCCACAAAAAAUGCAUACACAUGAUGCGGCAACAUACAUGGGUCAAUCGCCCAUGAUGGGUGAGGAUAAUGGCAGCUCGGCUCAUUUGCAAGAUGUUAAUGCGGUGCAAUUGGUGCAUCAACAAAAUGGCUCAGAGCCAAAAUACAUGAGUGUGGGUGGUGGUGGCAGUGUUGCGCAGGCUAUAAAUCCUUUAGAAGAAAAUGGUUCGAUUGUUUGUCAUCUAAGCCGUGAUCCUCAACAGCAGCAAACAGGCCAAACGCAGCAGCAGCAGCAACAUGAUAAUAAUGGUGCAACAGUACUGAAACAACACAAUUAUACAAAUGUGGGCACACCGACGGCCACAGAUGAUGAAACGGCUUUGCAAAUAAAAAGUGAAGAGACUUCGCCCUCACAUCAUCAACAACAGCAGCAGCAGCAACAACAGAAUGGUGGAGUAUCCCACAGUUAUGUAUUGCCCCCUUUUUUGCAUUAAAAGAAAUGCUUGCACACCACAAAAACCCAUUUACGAUCAAUAAUCAUCAUCAUCAUCAACACAUAACGGAAAUACGUAAAAGAUGGCAGCAGCGCAAACAACAGGAAAUGAAUUUAAAGUUCAAACAUUUCCGGCGGCCAUUUUGAUAAUAGAAAAACAAGUGUUGUAAAUGGGUUUUAAUGAUUUCUUUUUAAGAAAUCCUUUGAAAUAUUCCUAAUCCUGGAAAAUUGUUUAUUUUUUAAAGUAUGCGCAGGUGCAAAGCAUUUCUCUUGUUAUAUAGUUUUUGUUUUUUUUUUAUUAUUAUUUUGUUUAAUUAUAUGUAUUUUAGUACUAAAUUCUUGUAGAGUUUUUUAACAACAAAAUCCAAAGUCUUGUCCAAAAGUCUAGAGUUAGUAAACGUUUUAAAUCUAAGUUGUAAAUUUCACCAAAAAUCAAUUGCAUUCCAAAUGUGCCUUAAAUUAGUUUUAGUUGCAAAAGCCUAACAGAGGUUUUAAUAAUUAAUCUUAGUCUUAAAGGGCGUAAAGAAACGAAAAAAAGAUUUAAAUAUUUAGUAAAUUGAAUCUCUUUUUAAAACUUAAAAGUUGGGAUUUUCAAUUUACAAGAUUUUCAAAUCGUUGUUCAUACCUUUACCCUGU